AUGAAGGCUGAAUAUGUCAUAGCUGAGUUGAGAAAGAUAUUUUCACGUUAUGGAAUUCCAGAAGAAGUGAUGUCAGAUAAUGGUCCACAGUAUGCUUUACGAGAGUUCCAAGAGUUUGCAAAGACACGAGAAUUCAAACACGUCACAUCAAGUCCAAGAUAUCCUAGAAGCAACGGUUUAGCAGAAAAAACGGCACAGACGGUAAAGAAGUUGUUAUCGAAGGCUUUAAGCAGUCAUCAAGAUCCAUAACUGGCCAUUCUGGAAAACCGAAAUACCCCAGUGGACGGAUUCGCAACUCCAGCUCAACUACUAAUGAGUCGAAAUUUGAGAUCAACGAUUCCCGCAGUACCUACCCAUUUCAAUCCCGAAAUUGUGGAUGCACAAGAAUUUCAAGAUAAUUGUGAAAAAGUACAGCAGCAACAGAAAAGAUAUCAUGAUAAACACGCCAACAGUCUUCCUUCACUCGAGGAAGGGGAACACGUUCGAAUGAGAUACGGGAAGAGUUGGAAACCUGUACCGAACCACGUAGUUAUAUCGUGCAAAAUCCUGAAGGACGAAAAUAUCGAAGAAAUCGAAGUCAGUUGCUCAAGUUGAACAAUCAAAGUAGCUGGCAAUUUAAAGAUAGAGAAGAAGAAAAUAAG
Messenger RNA from Paramuricea clavata, 641 nucleotides. Lineage: Eukaryota; Metazoa; Cnidaria; Anthozoa; Malacalcyonacea; Plexauridae. The record is from the annotation of a GenBank genome assembly.